AUUUGAUAUGUAAACGAAACCUGCACACGUUGUUGCAUGGGCUUUUGUUGUGAUUAUAAACGAAUUAAACAAAAAAUCGACAUAAAUGACGAAUUUCAAGUGUAAAAUGGAAUAACCGCGAUGGACAUUAUAUUCUAAAUAUACAAGAAUAAGAUACCGGUUAUUAUAUGGAAGUUCAGGAUGUAAACCGUAUACAAAUAGAUAAACACUUGGAUUUAUAUGUUUAAUUUUUCUGAUUUAUUACAACUCUUCUCUGACUCUAAUGGGGUCAUCUCAUGGACUAAUAUUUCUUCUGGUUUAUUGUCUUCAUUUAACGGAAGGAGAGAUUAGAUGUUACUGUAACGAGGCUCGGUGUGUUCGAACAGGCUACAUGUGUAAAUCAACAUUAAAUGCGUGUUACUCAAUACUAACUUAUGAUGAUGGGAAACCAAAGACAACUCAGGGAUGUAUCGAGUCUUUAGAGCCAUCAAAGCGUGUCGUGUGCAAAAGUGAAAAACCUGAACAAUAUACAAGCAAGUUACCAACACAGGAACAAUCUCUGUUAAUUUGUUGUCACAAUGACAUGUGUAAUUAUAACGAAAAAACAAUUAGCAUAAUAGUCAAGGAAAAAUCAAAUGGCAGUACUCAAAAUGGCAAUGAAAACUUAUUAGAAGAUGUUCCAUCCUUUCACAAAGACCCAAAGGAUUCCAGCGUCGACAAAGACUUGUGGUUUAAAGCUGCCGUGAUUGCAGUUCCCAUUGCGGGGGGAUUCAUUCUCAUUUUAUUGGUGCUGUUGGCUGUGCGCAUGCUUAGAUCAGACUCUCGCAGACACAGACAGUUGAUACAAAUCCAACGGGAAAGGACAAGUCUCACAAAAGCUCAACUUUAUGUAACGGACCAUUUUUGUGACAAACCAUGUAACAAAAAAGCACCUUUAUUAUAUGACGAUAAACAAAAUAGUGUGUGUAAAGAACCUUUUAUCAAAGUAGAUAAGGAUGGUAAAAUAUAUGAACAAGUUGGAGAUACUUCAAAGUGUAAAAACAAAAGUCCUUCGUUAAUUGUUUGGGGGAAACCGGGGAAAACUGAUUUUGCUACCGUUGUAUAAUGUUUUUCUUUUGUGUAUUAACAGUAAAAAUGUUGAUUUAUCAUACAUUAGAGCAUCGGGAUGAUGUUUACAAUUACAACAAAUGUACGAAACCUGUAUGUCCAUAUUAUCUGUCACAUAUGAAAGUUGGUAAAUACAGAUGAGUGGCUUUCACCAUCUCCUAAAAUGCUUUUGUUGGUACAAAGGAUAUAUUUGGUUUUUGUUGGUACAAAGGAUAUAUUGGGCUUUUGUUGUACAAAGGAGGUAUUUGGCUUUUUCAGUUGCCAGGGAUUCUAUAAUUGAUCAAAAAGUGAAUCGACUCAAAUCACAUAAAAUAAAUUAUGAUAUCAUUGUCGGAUCUAUCAUACCUAUCGAGAUCCGAGCAGUUUUAUUUUUGAUGUUCAGAAAUGCUCAAUAAAGUUUUGUUCAUCUCAACAUUUCUUAAUUAAAGAUUAAAAGGGAAAAAGUUAUCCUGCAAGAAUAUUUUCUCACAAUUAAAGCACAGUGGACAUUUGGAAUAGUUACAUUUUGUAGUUUUGACAAGAUUAAAACAGAAAACAUAAACUAUAACAAAUUGUAAUUCCAAUUAACAAAGUCGCCUACAUUUACAAUACAAUUUUGGAAGAAAAAGCCAAUCGGCCAUUAACGUUACUUGGUUUAAAAUUGUUGUGGUUAUGUGAUAUAAGUUUAUAUGCUUAAAACGAAUUCAAAUAGUCGUUUUUAAUACGUGCUUUCAAAUCUUAAAUGCGCAUGACAUGAUGUGAAUGUUAUUUUGUAAGAGUGUACAUGAAUUAUAGAAAGCUCCUUCAAAAGGGGUUUUUCCAUUGUUGUAAAUGUUUGUGAAUAUGUUGUGAAUGAAGACGUGAUGCACAUGUAUGGAAGUUGUUCUUUGUUAUUUGUCUUCUAAAGACAGACAGAGUAUUUUUAUUAUAUAUAUUUGAAAUUCUUAUUUAUUAAAAAUAAAUUAUGAAACAUUUGA
Mytilus californianus (California mussel) is the source of this 2042-nucleotide messenger RNA. RefSeq names its product BMP and activin membrane-bound inhibitor homolog. The coding region runs from base 263 to 1084 and encodes 273 amino acids. Lineage: Eukaryota; Metazoa; Mollusca; Bivalvia; Mytilida; Mytilidae. The record is from RefSeq and is a predicted model, not a curated record. The transcript has 3 exons.